AUGCCCUCAGCAGACGCCACAGACUUUGUGCCCUCCACCCUAGCUCCCAUCUCGCAGCUCAAAGACCUUGAAGCCAACAAGGGUACCACCGAGCACGUCGAGAACGCUUCUAUCAAGGACGAAGCUCGGGAAGUAGUCCAGUAUGAUGCUCAAGAGGACACCACCAAACCCCGGACUGGCUUGAGGAAGCUCUUGAGGCGAAACCCUUCCGUCGAGUUUAUUCAGGACGUUGCGCUGGCGAAUGAGACUGAGCUCGACCCUGGAGAGGUGAAGAGGGUUGAGCGAAAGAUAUGGUGGCUUAUUGUCCCUGCCCUUGCGAUCGACUAUGCCUUCUACUACAUCGACAAGACAACACUAAGUAAGUCAGAACAGUCUCACGCAGUUCUCUUCGAUUUCAAGUCAGAUCUCAACCUUUCUGGUACCGACUACUCCAACCUCUCAUCCAUCUUCUACGUCGGCUGGAUCAUCUGGGCCAUACCCGGCAACCUCCUGCUCGCAAAGUUCCCUCUCGCCAAAUACUUGUCUGUCAACAUCUUCCUAUGGGGCGUCUUCCUCAUGGUCCAAGGUGUUUCAAAGGAUUACGGCGAUAUGGUAGCUUUCCGAUUCGUUUCGGGUAUGUUUGAAGCUGUUGCGGACCCGUGCUUUGUCGCCAUCACCGGUAUGUGGUUUACGCGAAAACAGCAGCCUACGAUCAUCGGUCUUUGGUACAGUUUCAAUGGUAUUGGUAUUGCCAUCGGCGGGCUGUUCGGCUAUGGCAUAGGUCAUAUCAAAGGGAGUCUUGCCUCGUGGAGAUACGAAUUCAUCAUCAUCGGCGCCCUCUGUUCCGGAUGGGCAAUCGUCAUGGCCAUCCUCAUCCCCGACUCUCCCCACAGCUCCCGCUGGCUCAACCGUCGCGAAGCCGUCGUUAUCAUGUCGCGUAAACGAAACGACUAUCACACUGUCGAGAAGCGGCAGUUGAAGAUGGGCCAGAUUGUGGAGACGUUGAAGGACCCGAAGAGUUAUUUGUACUUCCUUUUGGGGUUCUUUGCGAAUGUUCCCAAUGGGGCGACGAGCAACUUCGGGACGCUGGUCAUCAAAGGCCUUAACUUCUCCACAAUGCAAACUACCCUCCUCCAGAUCCCCUACGGCACUUUCAUCGCCCUCAUGAUCUACCUCGCUAUCUACAUCAACCACAAAACCCACCACCUGAACAUCCGGACCUACCUUAUGGCUACCGUCACUAUCUUGACAGUGGUGGGCUUUGCGCUGAUGACGUUUACGACAGCCACGGCGCCGAGGCUGAUCGGGUAUUAUCUUACGGGGUCGAGUAAUGCGGUCUUUGUGUUGGCACUGUCGCUGGUAUCGGGCAAUGUCGGGGGGACAACGAAGAAAAUUUUGAGCUCGGCUGCGAUCUUCUUGGGCGUCGCUUUGGGCAACAUCGUCGGUCCAUACUCAUUCCUCUCCUCCGAAGCGCCUAUCUACAAGACCGGAACGAUCGUCUGCAUGUGUUCUCGUGCCGCCGAAAUCAUCGUCAUCCUCCUCCUCCGUCUUUGCUUCGUGGUUCCCAAUAAGAAGAGGAACCAGAAGUUUGAGGAAGGGGAUGAAGAGUAUCACCCGGCGGUGCAGAUAUUUGAGGAUCUCACGGACAAGGAGAAUAGACACUUUAGAUAUGUUGGUAAGUCAAGAUGUCUCUCGGGGUCGAGGUUUUGUUUUGGGCGGGGCUGA
Messenger RNA from Cryptococcus wingfieldii CBS 7118, 1704 nucleotides. RefSeq lists its product as hypothetical. Gene Ontology annotation, molecular function: transmembrane transporter activity. Gene Ontology annotation, cellular component: membrane. Bases 1 to 1704 code for a protein of 567 amino acids. The record is from RefSeq and is a predicted model, not a curated record. Gene Ontology annotation, biological process: transmembrane transport. Lineage: Eukaryota; Fungi; Basidiomycota; Tremellomycetes; Tremellales; Cryptococcaceae. The transcript is spliced from 10 exons.